Messenger RNA from Anoplophora glabripennis (Asian longhorned beetle), 3105 nucleotides. RefSeq names its product pancreatic triacylglycerol lipase. Gene Ontology annotation, biological process: lipid metabolic process. The transcript is spliced from 12 exons. Bases 278 to 1930 code for a protein of 550 amino acids. The record is from RefSeq and is a predicted model, not a curated record. Lineage: Eukaryota; Metazoa; Arthropoda; Insecta; Coleoptera; Cerambycidae. Gene Ontology annotation, molecular function: triacylglycerol lipase activity.
UUAAAUAGCGUUUUGCGAGCAAAAAACUGUCAGUGUGACUCUGCGUUGUUGAUGGAGUAGGUCAGUUUCGCGGUGUUCUUCCUUUUCAAAGAGUAAAGCAGAUUGGUUUAUUGAGAGUAACAGUGUUUUGUUUUGACUUGAGUUUUCAGUGGAUUUUUUUAGACCAUCCCAGUGGAACUGGUCAUGUGUAAGUGUCAACUGGCUGAUUGCGUAAUAUCCACAGAUCUCAAAUAGCGAAUACUGACGAAGCUGUGUGUAUGUGUGCUAGAAAAAGAUAAUGGGACUGUCAUAUGUCCAGGUGCUGUGUGCAGUUUUCAUUUCUUCAAGGAUCGCCGAAGCGGGGAUAUUGGAUACCCUUAACUGGGCCAGAUCGGAUAAAAUCGAGGUUAACCUACCUUGGCUGCCGUUUGAAAAUGAGACCAGGUGCUACGAAGAACUGGGGUGCCUCAAUAUCACCCGGUCCUGGUAUCACUUGAUCAACAGGCCAUUCAACGUGUUCCCAUUGCCCCGAUCUGUGAUAAACACUAGGUUUAUAUUGUACACGAGACUUAACCCUUCAGAGGGUCAGCUGAUAAGAGCGAAUAAUCAGUCUAUAGAGAGGUCCAACUUGGACAUCAAGAAGAAGAUAAAGUUUAUUAUUCAUGGGUUCAUAGACACGCCUUUAUCAAAUUGGGUGAGAGACAUGAGGGACGAACUUCUCAAAUCCAACGACUUGAACGUGAUCGUGGUGGACUGGGCAGGCGGAAGCCUGCCUCUGUACACCCAGGCGACGGCCAACACUAGGUUAGUGGGAAUGGAAAUUGGUUAUCUGAUCAACUAUCUAGUGAAAAACUAUGAAGUGGAGCCAAGGGACAUUCAUAUAAUAGGACAUUCCCUUGGAGCCCAUACAGCUGGGUAUGCUGGGUCUCUCGUACCUGGACUGGGUAGGAUCACAGGGUUGGAUCCUGCAGAACCCUAUUUCCAGGGUAUGCCAUCGCAUGUUCGAUUGGAUCCCUCUGAUGCAGAUUUGGUCGACGUGAUCCAUACUGAUGGCAAGGGCAUCUUCUUUCUGGGAUAUGGUAUGUCACAACCAUGUGGUCAUCUGGAUUUCUAUCCCAAUGAUGGGAAGGAGCAACCCGGAUGCGAUAUUACCCAAACGCCUUUGGUUCCUUUAACAUUGAUUAGAGAUGGAUUGGAGGAAGCAUCCAGAGUUCUCGUAGCCUGCAACCAUGUCAGAGCUAUAAAAUUAUUCAUUGACAGCAUAAACACACAGUGCCCUUAUAUAGCGCACCAGUGUUCCAAUUUCAAUCAGUUCAAGGAAGGCAAAUGUUUUGCUUGUAAGUCAGGAACAAGUUGUGCCAUUAUGGGAUACCACGCAGACUCCACACCAGGUCUAAUAGAAAAUAAUGAGGUUUUGCCACAGUCAAAGCUGCAGGAGGCUGUCGGCUCUAAAUAUUUCCUCACUACUGGUCGUGAUUUCCCAUACUGUCAUCGUACCUACAGGAUCAGUAUAGAAUUGGCUCAGCCAGUCUAUGCAGAAAGUUGGGUACAAGGUCAUUUGAAGGCUUCCAUCUUCAGUCCGAAUGGAGUUAUCCACGCAGACCUGACCUCUUCUGGAGACACCAAACUUGAGCACGGAUCGACUUACACGACCGUGGUAUCACACCCUGUAGAUUUGGCGGGAAAUGUGAGGAAGGUGGAGUUGAACUGGGAAUAUGACAUGAAUGUCCUGGAACCAAGAACUUUAUGUCUCUUCUGGUGUAAUGAUCACUUAUACGUGAAGGACGUGUUAGUGGAGGAGAUGGAGCUACCUGGAAGGGGGAAAAGAGAUGCUCAGUUCUCAAGUCGGCUGUGUUCGAAAGGCAAGAGGGAAUAUGCAGACAUAUCGAACAGAGGAAAAGGAUUAUUUGUGGACGCUUGUAACACUUCAGAUAAAUACGAUAAAAGCUAGUCCUCAACGUACUUUUAAUCUAUAGAUUAAAUCGACUGACUGAGGAAGUGUCAUAAAGUAAAUAUGUUUUAGAAGAGCAAGCAUAGAUAGAGACUGUUAGAAUAUCUUCAAAAACAAAUCUUUAUUGUAGAAAUUUGAAGCGACGGAACUAACCCAGUUUAUAAUUUCUAGUGAUUUUUGUGAGUAAAUAUUCUUGUGAUUUAGGUAUACAUUUUAUUGAAAGUACAAAGUAUGUCAUUCUAAAAUCAUACAAAUAUGACUUGCAACUCAUAUAUAUACCAUGAAUGUCUUUGCGAGUACACAAUUUGCAGGUGAAGGUUUUACGAACUACAUAGAAACUACGGAACCUUAUUUAAUCAAGUCGGUCGUGUAUGAUUGUUGUUAUGAUUUCAGUAGGAUACAAAUAGAAUUUAAGUGGUGCUACAGAGCUUAAAAAGAUAUAAGAAUUUUAUCAAUUGGUGUUUAUACCUUUCAGUAUUUAGGGGUGAUCCACAUAAAACUUCCCGCUCUGAUAACGGACAAAUUUUUUGAUUCUGUAGAAGCCAGUUAAUAGAGCGCUUCGAGGAUUAAGACUUCAAGUGGAAUUAAAAAAAAAAUCGUUGAUAAGAAAUUAGUUUUUCUACAUUUAAACUUUGAAAAUUUAAUAAGUUUUGGACACUCAAAACUCGUAUUAUUUUCAUGGCCCAAAAAUGAAUUGACUUGCGGCUUCAAGCAAUAAAACUCAUACAGGGUGUCUCACCACGAACUCCAUCAAUGGAUAUCUGCUAAACCGCUGGAAGUAUUUCUUUCCAAUUGUGGUUGUGUGAUACAGGCUGUGGGGCCUACCAAGCUAAAAUAUUUUCGAGGUCAUCAUACUUCCGAUUAUACCAACUUUCUUAUUUUAAAUGGAACCCCCUGUAUAUUAUUGCAAUUUUGGAAAGAGCAUUUAUUUUUAAGUUAAAAACAUUAGCAUACUUCAUACAUGGAAUUGACCGUUUACGAGAUAUUUCGAUUUUUAGGCAAAAACUGACAUGCAGACUGUCAGAAAAAUUUAGUUUUCCCAGAAACAUGUUUAUUUUUUUGUGCAAAUUGGACAUAUUGUAGAGAUAUACCUAAUUUAGCAGAUUUGAAAUAAACAUUUUCCAGUUUUUAUACAAGGUGAUUAAAAGAAAAUGAUCGAAUAUGAAGUUCAGAAA